UUUUUCAGUUAAAAUAGAAAUACAAAAAAAUCACUAACUUUUUACACAUACGCUAACCCAGGUAUACUUUUAAGAUUUUUAAAUAACUAUGUCAAUGGAUUUUGGAUCUUCGAUUGGUAGUUCUUCAUUAGGAAGUGGAUUUGGUGUUAGCAGCAGUAACAAAUCAAGCAACAACAGUGCAAUAAUGGAAAACUUAAGACAACAAAUAGCUGUUGCCAAUGCUCAAGAAUUAAUUUCAAAAAUGUCAGACAAAUGCUUUCAAAAGUGCGUUAGUAAACCAGGGGUUAGUCUCGAUAACUCAGAACAAAAAUGUGUUGCCAUGUGCAUGGAUAGGUAUAUGGACGCUUGGAAUCUUGUAUCGCAAACGUACACGUCUCGUUUAAGUCAAGAACAUGGACAACUAGCUAGCAGUGGCAUGUAGGACUUUUCUAUAGUUUGCUAACGAGUUAGAGAACGUUUAACUAUUAACAUCGAUUUUUAAAUGACUAUUAAAAAUGCCAAGAAACUAAACUUGUUAAAUUGACAUUUUAAAUAAGUUAUUACCAAUA
This is a messenger RNA of Hydra vulgaris (swiftwater hydra), 548 nucleotides long. RefSeq names its product mitochondrial import inner membrane translocase subunit Tim13-B. The record is from RefSeq and is a predicted model, not a curated record. NCBI's taxonomy places the organism in Eukaryota, Metazoa, Cnidaria, Hydrozoa, Anthoathecata, Hydridae.